UCGAACUUUCAUGAAUCGGCGAAAAUAGGACGCGCCAAAACAAACCAUUUUCUUCAUCGGGGCUUCAGAGUACAGAGCGACUGUAGCGGUAACCGCCGGGAAUGUCCGUAAUCGGAUGGUAUGGACCUCUGAUUAAUCUCUCCGAAGCUGCUCUUCACGUUGGCGAUUUUGUUCAACUCAUCGUCUUCAUUCAUCGAUCCACUCCUGUUGAGUACAAAUUGUCCAAUGGCGGGGAGGUCAUAAGGACUGACAUCAAGGUAGCUGAUGAUACACGGUCGUUUUUCUCUGUAUCCUUAUGGCAGAAGAAAAUGGCAGCCACAGCAAUUCCAGGCGAUGUUGUAUUGUUGCAGAAUGUGAAACUAAGGAAAUUCGGAGAUUCAAUUGAGGCAACAACUGUUCAUUGUUCUUCCCUAGUUUGUAUAAUCCACCCUUACGAAACACUCGUCUCUGAAGGUGUAGAUGAAUUAACGGCCAAUUAUCGAGCUGGUUUAGCAGCUAAAGAAAGGCUGAGGAGGGUUGUAGAAUGGGCGAAGGGGGCUGGUUCUACCUUCCGCAACAUAAAAUUGCAUAGUGACCAAAAAAUGAACCAUUUCUUCCGCAACUGGAAAUUGCCUGAAAAGGAGAUGUCCAGAGACUGUUUCUCGCUAUCCGAAGUAUCGUGUGUUACUGAAUCAUGCAAGGUCAUUUUUGGUGCAUCGAUUGGGGAAAUCUUUUUGUUAUCCCCCUGGAUGAAUCUUGAUGAACCUCGAAAAGAAAAGUUGUUUGUUAGCAGGCGAUUGUCCAACGAUGAAGAUUUUGGUCUGGCAGAAGAUCUCAUUUCCACCGGUUGUCAGUUGUGUGGUUCACCUUUAGGUCUGGAAAAUAGGUCCGUGGUUGAUCAGAUUUCUGUUCCACUUUAUUGUUCAAAAAGCUUGAACCGCCUUCAUGUAGUAAGCAUGAUAUAUAGGCCUUUCCUGUUAUACGUUUGGGAUGAAUCAGAAUGCAUUCCUCUGCUUGUCAAGAAUCAAGCCGCAGAAAUCUUGUUUGGUAACAUCAAAGCUGAAAAGAUUUACUCCCAUUACAGUUUGCAUAAGUCCAAUUCCCAUCCUAACUCAAAUGCUGUUGCCAAAUCAAGCCAUUCCGGUGCCCCGAUUGCUAAUUCUCCUCGAGCUAUUGGGAAAGGAGACAGGCCUUCUAAAAAUUUAUAUCUCGUCUGGUUGAUCUUUCUGAAAAUGUUGCUAGAACAAGGAAAAAAUAGCCCUCUUAAAUUUGACGUUAUGGUUAAUACCUGCUUGGACAAGGAGAAUGGGAGAUUUGAGAUGGUUUCUUCGACAUUCCCAUGCUCAUUAAUCAACCGGUCUUUGGACUGAGCACAUCUUACAUAUCUUUCGGAGAAACAACGGCCGAGCAAAAGGAAAUUGUGGAUGGACAUCGGAAAUUCGAUAGGGUUACAGAUCCAUGGGAAGCAAAACUGAAUUUUUGGUAGCCGAUUCAUAAAUUAGAUUCUAAUUUAAAUAAUUGUUCAUAAUUAGUUAUCCAUUAAAUAUUGAGUUAAAUAUAAAUGAUGAUUAAUUAAUUUACGAACAUGUUUUAUGUUAAAAAUUGUAAUAUAUUAUAUUAUACACAUUUUAAUCUAAUAAAAAUUACUAGAGCUCAUAACAUGAAAUGUUAAAU
Benincasa hispida (wax gourd) is the source of this 1653-nucleotide messenger RNA. RefSeq lists its product as uncharacterized. Lineage: Eukaryota; Viridiplantae; Streptophyta; Magnoliopsida; Cucurbitales; Cucurbitaceae. The record is from RefSeq and is a predicted model, not a curated record.